Choloepus didactylus (southern two-toed sloth) is the source of this 609-nucleotide messenger RNA. Its product is annotated as binder of sperm protein homolog 2-like. The record is from RefSeq and is a predicted model, not a curated record. Gene Ontology annotation, cellular component: cell surface. The transcript is spliced from 6 exons. Gene Ontology annotation, molecular function: heparin binding. NCBI's taxonomy places the organism in Eukaryota, Metazoa, Chordata, Mammalia, Pilosa, Megalonychidae. Bases 1 to 609 code for a protein of 202 amino acids.
AUGGAUGUCCCCCAUUUUUCUAUGUACCUCGAGAUUGAGGGAAGGGGAGAAAGUGCUGUGGGGCACCUGGGGGUGAUGAGAAGUCUGCUCGGCUGGGUUUCGCUGGGUCUCUGUCUGCAUGGGCUGAAUGCAGAAUUGAUUGCCCAUUUACACCCUCCGGUUCAAGAAUUUAUUAAUAGUACCUGUAUCUUUCCGUUUAUAUAUGAUGAUGUAAUCUACUACAAUUGCAUCUCGACACACAGUGACUAUGACUGGUGUUCUCUGGAUGAGAAAUUCCAAGGCAGGUGGCGGUACUGCACGGGGCAUGAUCCUCCCAAGUGUACCUUCCCAUUUAUCUACGGAAAAAAGCGAUUUAAACGUUGCACCAAACAGGGCUAUAUUUUGAAUCGGAGUUGGUGUUCACUGACAAGAAAUUACAACAGAGAUGGAAAAUGGAAGCAAUGCUCGCCGCAAAAGGCUAUUGGCGGCCUCGGCUCAGCCUGCGCGCACCGCAAGCGACGAUUCCAUCCCCAGUCCCAGGAGGCGACAGAAAUGCUCCCGCGCGACCCCCAGGAUGAGGCCCGGGGCACUCACAACAGCCGGACGUGGAACAAGCGCGGGCCCCGAUGA